Molecule: messenger RNA, 1374 nt
Organism: Acanthamoeba castellanii str. Neff
Lineage: Eukaryota; Discosea; Longamoebia; Acanthamoebidae
Product: integral membrane protein duf6 domain containing protein
Exons: 8
Coding region: 1-1374 (457 amino acids)
Biological process (GO): regulation of peptide transport
Cellular component (GO): membrane
Source: RefSeq, a predicted model, not a curated record
AUGGAGGAGAGUGGCGGGGACGAGGAGCGACAAACGGAGGCGGAAACGCGAAGUUUCACUAUCAAGGGCUUGCUGGAGCGAUCCAACCAGGCGGGGCGAUGGACAUUGGGCCUCAUCAUCCUCUUGGGGGUGGUCUUCAUCUGGGUCUUUUCCGGCGUGCUCAUGCAGUACAUCUUCACAAACGCCGACUUCGACCAUCCGUUCUUCCUCACCUACUUCUCCACCUCGCUUUUCACCCUCUACCUUCUCGACUUCCUUCGCGACCUGCCCUGGCUAAGGGCGUGCUCGGCGCGUACACCACCCAAAGACGAACGGAAGGAGCUCAUCGUGAACGACAGCGGCGUCGGAUCGGAGAGCGACGACCUCCACCAGAGUUCGCCAACGCCAAACGGCGCGAGCACGCACAUCAACGACGUCGGCGCCACGCGAGGCGGUGGAGAGGAGACCAGCCACCACGCGUACGAUCGGCUGCGAGAAGCGCCGCCGCCGCUGGAGGCAAAGAGUGACGACGACGACGCCGGGGAGGCGAACGGCUACACGUUCUGGCAGAUCGCCAGGACGUCGCUCAUCUUCUGUCCGGUGUGGUUCGCCGCCAACUACUCCUACAACAAGAGCCUCUCCCUCACCAGCGUCUCGUCCAACACCAUCCUCUCCUCCACAUCGAGUCUGGGCACGCUGUUUCUGGGCAGCGUACUUGGCGUGGACUCGUUUUCGUUCGGCAAGCUCAUCGCCGUGGGGCUCAGCCUGGGCGGCGUGGCGAUGGUCGCCUUGACGGACUCCAACAGCAGCGACGGCGACUCGCUCGCCGGCGACAUCCUUUGCCUCAUCGGCGCGGCGUUCUAUGCGCUGUACGUGGUGCUCCUCAAGCUGCUCAUCAAGGACGAGACCAAGCUCAACACCCGACGAUUCUUCGGGCUGGUGGGGCUCUUCAAUGUGGUGAUGCUGUGGCCGUUCGGCUUUCUUCUGAACUACACCGGCAUCGAGUCCUUCGCCCUCCCCUCGGGUACUGUCUGGCUCUAUCUGACGAUCAAUGGGCUCAUCGGCACCGUGCUGUCGGAUUACAUGUGGCUGUGGUCGGUGCUCCUCACCAGCCCGCUCGUGGCCACCAUCGGCCUGAGCCUUACGAUCCCGUUGGCGAUGCUCGCCGACAUCGUGCUCAAGGGGAAGAGCUUCGGGUGGUUGUACCUGUUGGGCUCGACCGCGGUCGUUGGUGGCUUCCUGCUGGUCAACUGCGACGACCUCUACGUGCGCUUUCAGCAUCGCGCGUGGGCAUGGUUGCAGCGCCGGCUGCCGCUUGAGAGAUGGACCGCACUGCGCCCUUCGUGGUCCUUCCCUAUUGCUCGGCCAGAACAUGCGGCCCUCCCGGAAGAAUAG